This is a messenger RNA of Aegilops tauschii subsp. strangulata, 351 nucleotides long. Its product is annotated as monothiol glutaredoxin-S9-like. The record is from RefSeq and is a predicted model, not a curated record. NCBI's taxonomy places the organism in Eukaryota, Viridiplantae, Streptophyta, Magnoliopsida, Poales, Poaceae.
AUGGACGCGGCGGCGAGGGGCGACGGCGGGGAGGCGGUGAGGCGGGCGGUCGCGGAGAGCCCCGUGCUGGUGGUGGGGAGGCGCGGGUGCUGCCUCAGCCACGUGGUGAAGCGGCUGCUGCAGGGGCUCGGGGUGAACCCCGCCGUGCACGAGGUCGCCGACGAGGCCGAGCUCGCCGCGGCGGUGACCGGGGACGCCGGCGGCGAGGCCGUCGUCGCGCUGCCGGCCGUGUUUGUGGGUGGGCGGCUCCUCGGCGGGCUCGACCGUCUCAUGGCCGUGCACAUCUCCGGCGAGCUGGUGCCCAUACUCAAGGACGCCGGCGCGCUCUGGCUCUGAGUCUCUGACUCUGAG